Molecule: messenger RNA, 2321 nt
Organism: Magallana angulata
Lineage: Eukaryota; Metazoa; Mollusca; Bivalvia; Ostreida; Ostreidae
Exons: 4
Coding region: 104-1546 (480 amino acids)
Biological process (GO): transmembrane transport
Cellular component (GO): membrane
Molecular function (GO): transmembrane transporter activity
Source: RefSeq, a predicted model, not a curated record
GGUGAAAUGAUUUAGUUGGGGUGAACUGCUUCGCGUAGAAAAUGCUUGACGCAAAAACUAUAACGGAAAUUCGGAGGGAGAAUAUCACUGAUUAGCAAAUAAGAUGUGUUUUAAAAACCUGACGGGUACCCGACUGAGGGUCAUGAUAUGGGUGGGCUUUGUGGUGGGGUGCGUUGCCAAGUUUGUCACGGGCUCCCUGUUUGUCUACAACGUGUAUCAAGAUGACAUCAAACAGACAUUCAACUACACCCAGAAAGAAAUGGAAAUCCAACCAUCGCUUUUGAACCUGGGACUUGGCAUGGGGUUUUUACCGGGAAUGAUUUACGACAGGUUUGGACCCACUGUGACGUCACUGGUCGGACUCUUCGUCUCUGUGGGGUCCUACAUGCUGUUAUGGAGCACCACCCGAUUCAUCGAUUUCUAUAAAACGGCGGGAGGAUUAGUAUCAGUGUACUUCAUGUUCUGUGGUCUUGGUUCCGUCUUUACCUAUAUGGUUGCCCUCAACACAAACGUCAUCAACUUCUCGGAGAAACACAGGGGUAAAAUCGUGGGCGGACUGAACUGCUUCUUUGCCGGGAGUCCGUCAGUCUUCUCCGUGGUGUUUUAUCAAUUGAUCCAGAAAGCUGAAGAUCAUGCCGACAGUUUUGCAACAUUUAUGGCAUUUUUUGCAAUUCUCUUCGCCUUCGUUGACAUCGUCUGCGCUUUGUUUCUGCGCGUAUACAAAAAGAGAGAUGAAGAAGUGUACACAGUGGAUCCUUCCAAAAUAGAGGAAGAUAUUAAUAAUAAAGCUAAUACUGAGCAGAACAGUGAUCCUAAAUCUAAACCUGAGGUUCAACUGAAUGACUUGUCAGGUGUGAAUUCACAAAGCGAAAAUAAGUGUUGUGCCCCACAGAAAUCUCAAAAAGUCGAGCCAAAAACUCUCAAAGAAAUUCUGAUUGAUGUUGAUUUUUACCUGUUGAUUGGCAUGUUCAGUUGUGCCUCAUCUAUUGGACUCGUGUACCUUAACAACCUGACUGUCAUUUCCAAAGCAGUCCAUCUGGACCACAAAGACCAAGAUCUCGUGCUCAUUGUCCCCAUCACGAACGCUCUCAUCAGUGUGACCAUUGGCUUUGCUUCCGAUUUCUUCCAGGAGAAAAUCCAGCGAAUGGUUAUCCUGAUGUUUUCUUGUUUCCUGUACGUGGGUCUCACGGUUCUCGCUAUGUUGCUAGGCGACAGCUACACCGCGUUAUGUUUUGCAACUUUCUUUUGUGGGCUGGGAACUGGAAUAAUCUGGUCCCUUACACCCACAGUCAUGAGUGAAAUGUUCCACAUCUCAAACCUCGGAAGGAACUGGGGUAUCGCUCUGUUGUUUGCAGCACUGCUGGGAAUGGCCGGACAGUAUUCUUUCGGGGCUCUGUAUGAUGAACAGAAGCCGGAAAACGAGUUGUUUUGCUACGGUCUGCACUGCGUGGCCGGGGGACUGGGCGUGUGUGUGGGUUUCUCUGUCCUCGCUGUUGUGUUUGGUAUUAUCUUAAUGCUUCAUCGGGGUAUCAAAUUAUCUCGCUAGUAAAGUUUCUCAGCGCUAACAAUUAUGGUGCAAGAAAAUGAUAUAUUUGCUUUUUAAGAGUAUUGUAAAAGUUUUGUAUAUGAUAAUAACCCGGUUGUUUUGGAUAUUUGUUCACACUGCUACAUCAAAAUGAAAUUAUGUCUAACGGUUGUAUUUGUCAUUUGUUUCACAAUUUUGAAUUAAAUAAAAUUAAUGUAUAUACAUGUAUUACCACUUUUCCUGAAAAAAAGCUGACCUUAACUAUACCAUUGCGCCCUCCUUGAAAAUAGAUAUUCAUUCAUACUUUAUUUCCUCCAAAUAAGAGGGAAGUGAAAAUACAAAUGAAGAAUGAAUGAAAAGCGACCAUGAAAAUUACAGAGAACAUACUUAAAUAAAGAGUCUACAAUGUUCAUUUGAUAAGUCACAUCCCAUUCCAACUGGAAGUAAUUAAGAAAAAAACUACAUGUAACUGUCACCAUGUGAGAAACACUUAUUUAGAGUGACAUAUUGUUUCUUUAAUUUAGUGCUAAUUAUUUCUAAUUAGACCUUCACCGCCGGACAUUAAGAUGUCACCUGUUAUUGAACUAAUUAUAUAUCUUGAGUAAUCCUUUAAAUCAAUUAUUGUAUGUGUCAAGUGUAACUCUAUUUAUUUACACCUGUAUGUAUGUUUUACCUAUGAACUAGUCGUUAUCUACAAUGAUCGUCAGUUGGAGACUGGACCUUGUAUUGUCCAUGCCGACUGCAUAGAUCGUGUAUAAACGACAAGUUUGGAUCAUUAAUAAACUGUUAUUCGACA